CCCGUAUCCUUCCAGUCCUCCAAGGCCAGGCAUUGCCUCGCUUGGCCCCAGGCGCUGCUCUCCUCCUCCUCCUCCUCCUCCUCCUCCGAUCCCACGCGCUCCUGAGAGGGAGACCCGAGAGUCCGCGCCUCCUUCUCGCUUCCACUCUGCCCGAAGAUGUCCGCCGGCGCCCACUUCCCGUUCCCCCACCAAGGCCUGGGUGGGCUGCCCCCUUACCAGACGCUGAAGGACGAGCGGGACGUAGAGCUGGCCGUGGCCCCGUCGGGGGCGCCUCGGGAGGCCUCCGCCACCGGCGCCACCAUCGUCCUCAUGCCGCCCGCCCGAGACCACCUCGCCUGGUCCCUCUUCAACACCUUCUACCUGAACUUCUGCUGCCUGGGCUUCGUCGCUUUGGUCUUUUCCGUCAAGGCAAGAGAUUGUAAAGUGGUUGGUAACCACAUUGGAGCUAGCAGAUAUGGUACUAUUGCCAAGCGCCUGAACAUCCUGAGUCUCCUAGCAAGCAUCGCUUUGAUCCUCGUGUUCUUUGCUGCCGUUUUUGCCCUUACUGCACAGCUAAAGCAGAGCUCCGUAAACUUUGAGUCAGGACCCGAAGUGGGUUCGCCAUAACUGUAACUUGGGCUUGCUCUCCCUUCUCUCCCACAUGAACAUGUGCAUUUCUCUGCCUUCCCCUCUCUCACUCAUGUCUCUCUGCCUUUCCUUUUCCCCUGCACAUACACACACAUGUGUUUUUGUCUUUCCUUCUUUUCUGAAUGUGCCUUCAGAUACCUGGGUUCACAUAAAAUUUCUCAGGUGGAAAGGCUUAAGAAGCCCUGUUAGGCUUUGCUGCAGAGUGGCUUCUAUUUUGAAAAACCUCUUUUAUAAUCUUUUCCCAACCUUCUUUUACUUCACAAGGUAACCUCAUAUAGUGUGUCAUAUCAUUUAGUCAGAUACCAAUGUGUAAUUUGCCAAAAAGAGUGGCUUGAAAGUCUAGUAUGCUUUGAGAGCGUAGCAUGGCAUCUGCAGUUGUGUCACUCUUAGCUUUGCCAAGAUGGAGGUGGAUAGGUUUCCAUUUCAUGCACAGUUAUACAGUGGGAGUGUGUUGUUCCAGACUGCUUUUUCUCACUCCAUAUGAUCCUGGUGCCUUUUCUACACUCUUGAAUUAGUGUUCUACUGUGUUUAACCAACCACCUUUUCUAUUGAAUGUAGACAACCUCAAAAGCAAUGAUGUGUUUUGAGGGUGAAGUUGCAUGUGAGAAUCCACUGUGUUCUGAUCAAAUAAAGUCAUGAGUGGGUGGAAACGAGGGCUUUCUAGCUCCUCCCUUUUUUGCAAGAUCCUCCACUUGUCAUCUUUUUUCCUAUGACUUUUGUAAUAAGAGAUGUUUGUAAAGCCUGGUUUGGUUAACAUUAAUAGUCUUUAAUACAUUUGUAGAAAAACA
This is a messenger RNA of Anolis sagrei ordinatus, 1415 nucleotides long. The record is from RefSeq and is a predicted model, not a curated record. NCBI's taxonomy places the organism in Eukaryota, Metazoa, Chordata, Lepidosauria, Squamata, Anolidae.